AUGUCAGACAGAUGCAGACCUUCACCUGUUGUUAUCGAUCUUGACCAAGACCAAUCUAUCACUGCCGCAGCCAAGUUCAUUGAAAAACGCUUCGGAUCACUAUAUAUUCUCAUCAACAACGCCGGCAUCCAUAGAUCAUCCGACCCAAACGCUACCCUACGCGAGAGCUACCGAGCUGUGUUUGAAACCAAUGUGUUCGGCGUGGCAGUGAUGACUGCUACUUUCCUACCACUACUACGAGCCUCGAAGUACCAUGACCGGCGUAUUGGCAACGUAACGAGCGGCCUAGAUCAAAUUGACAUUGCCUACUCGCCUCCUUCAGAGUACAAUGCUAAGAUGUGGGAGCUGCCCGUCUACCGCAGUAGCAAGUCCGCGAUCAAUAUGAUUAGUGCUGUUGAUGCUGUCAGUCUUGAGAAGGAGAACAUCCUCACUUUUCUCGCUGCCCCAUGCUUCUGUCGCACCAACUUCGGGGGUGGCCAAGGGGUCAAACCAGCAGAGGGGCUCGGCUCAUUGUGCGAGCUGCUACUGAGGGUACCCCGAAAGAGCUAUUUGGAAAGCUUGUGGACAAGGAGAACACGCUGGUUGAGAUCGGCUGGUAGAAUUGCAAGCUGA
Molecule: messenger RNA, 612 nt
Organism: Penicillium samsonianum
Lineage: Eukaryota; Fungi; Ascomycota; Eurotiomycetes; Eurotiales; Aspergillaceae
Exons: 2
Coding region: 1-612 (203 amino acids)
Source: RefSeq, a predicted model, not a curated record